AUGCCGAAUAGCACAGCGCAUCCUCAACAACCCUCCUAUACCGCUGCACGCUCCGCAAAGCCCGAGAGACCCCAGCUGCAGUCCUGGCUCAAUAAGGCAGAGACACAUGAGCAAAUGAUGGUUGGACAAAAGACAUCUCGAUCCUUCGUGACGACGAUGCGAUUCCUCGAGGAGAUGGAGACGAAGAUCGAGAGGGAGUUCAGAUGA
This is a messenger RNA of Letharia lupina, 207 nucleotides long. RefSeq lists its product as uncharacterized. Bases 1 to 207 code for a protein of 68 amino acids. The transcript has 2 exons. The record is from RefSeq and is a predicted model, not a curated record. NCBI's taxonomy places the organism in Eukaryota, Fungi, Ascomycota, Lecanoromycetes, Lecanorales, Parmeliaceae.